GUGUGAAUGUCAAUAUACUCCUAAUCAUAUAUUUUCUUUCAACAGUAAAGUACAUGUAAAAUAACAAUCAUGGUCACUAUUUACAAAUCGGAAUUUCUUUGUCUAUCUAGUGUCAAACUUGUCAAUUUACAUUCCUCUGCAAUGUUGAGUGCUCAUGUAAAGACUUAAGUGCGCUAGGUUUUCCCUUGUUUACAACUUAAACUCCUGUUAUCCAGACCAUAUACAUAUUAUAGUAUAAUUACACAAUGGAGACUAUAGUUUCUACGGAGGAGAAUACGUCUUCAGACUUGGAAGAAGAAUUUAAAAUUCCAAGGCCAACUACAAAUAUCCGUAGCAACAAUGAAGAUAUAGCUGCACGGUCUGUUUCGACAUCCGCACAAAUUCACGAGCUAGAAGAAAAAAUGAGGCGUAAAUUGCAAUUUUUCUUCAUGAAUCCCAUAGAGAAAUGGCGAGCGAAGCGUAAAUUCCCUUACAAAUUCGUCGUGCAAGUAAUUAAAAUAGUUUUGGUAACGCUCCAAUUAUGUUUGUUUGCACAUAACAGGUACAAUCACGUCAAUUAUACUUGGGAUAACCGUAUCAGUUUCUCACACCUAUUUUUACUUGGAUGGGAUUCAACUCGCGAAAUUAAUGCUUAUCCUCCCGGAGCAGGGCCACUAGCUGUGUACAAAUUAGAUGAAUUCUAUGAUACAUUGGACUAUGCAUUCAACGGCUAUGCUAAUUUAUCCAAUGCCAUUGGCCCUUAUUCAUAUGAUAAUGAAGAUAACAACAUGACUGACCCUGUCUUCUGUGUAUACAAUUAUAAAAAAGGCAUUAUCAAUGGAUUCAAUGAAAGUUACGAGUUCAAUUCGGAAAUUGUUUCUAAUUGUGUAAAUUUUACCAGACCUGUGGGGGAGUUAUUUACAUCAAAAAAACAUAUAGAAGCAGCUGGAAUGAGCAUUAACUUUGCAGCACUAGUUCGAGCGGAACUGAUGUUUUCUAUAAAAACAAUAAAUUUUCGUGCUGCAGGACCCAUCACGCCACCAGAUUGCUAUCGGUUUGAUGUAGCAAUUGUCUUUGACAAUGUGGAUCACGAUGGGCAAAUGUCAUUGACUCUAGAGGCUGAACCGUUUAAGCUGAUAUGUAAGGGAGAUCAAGCUUACAUCACAGAUAACCAAAUUGACCAGAUACUAAGAAGUAUUUUGAACAUUUUUGUAAUACUCAUUUGUAGUGCAUCACUUCUUCUAUGCAGUCGGGCCAUUUACAGAGCGCAACUUUUGAAAGAACUAACUGUACAAUUCUUUUUACGAACAUACAAUAAGCAGUUAAGUUUAGAUGGUCGGUUGGAGUUUCUCAAUAUAUGGUACAUUAUGAUUAUUGUUAAUGACAUUCUUAUAAUCAUGGGCUCAGCGAUAAAGGAGCAAAUAGAAAGAAACCAGUUCACCAACGAUCAAUGGAAUGUUUGCUCGCUCUUCUUAGGGACUGGUAAUUUACUGGUUUGGUUUGGAGUGUUGAGAUAUUUAGGUUUCUUCAAAACAUACAAUGUGGUCAUACUAACUCUCAAAAAGGCCGCUCCAAAAAUAUUCAGAUUUUCUUGUUGCGCUCUACUGUUGUAUGCUGGAUUUAUGUUCUGUGGCUGGUUAAUAUUGGGACCAUAUCACAUGAAAUUUAGAUCACUAGCAACAACGUCGGAAUGUUUAUUUUCGUUAAUAAAUGGUGAUGACAUGUUUGCUACAUUCUCCAUCAUGUCGAAGAAAUCACCAAUGUUAUGGUGGUUCAGCCGUGUAUAUUUGUAUUCGUUCAUAAGUUUGUACAUAUAUGUUGUACUCAGUUUAUUUAUAUCUGUUAUCAUGGAUGCGUAUGACACAAUAAAGCAAUAUUACAAAGAGGGAUUCCCGAAGAGCGACUUGCAGCAAUUUAUAGGCGAAGCUAGUAUUGAAGAGGUAUCGUCUGGUCUUUAUAGGACUCACAGUUCAUCGUCCUUAAAUGCUUUCAUGAACUCAUUGUUUUGUUGUAAUGUGUACAGAAGUGCGUACUCGAAAAUAGGUGGCAACUCAACCCUUAAUAUAUUAUAGGCUCUGUAAUUUAAAAUUAGUUUUAAGUUAUUUGGUAGCUUUUGUAAAUACAUACUAAAUAGUAUGGAUGUAUAUUGUUGUCACCAAUAAGAAAUAAUUGUUAUUGAAAUUAAUCAUGUUAUGAUAAUUAACCACCGAGGAUUCCAAUGUAUGAUAGGUGGAUGUUGUUUUUAAUGUAAUGAUAUUUUUUUGUUGUCGCAUAAACGCAUGAUGGACGUAAUUUUCCAUUUCAACAAUAUUUUGUAUUGUAAACUGCAAUUAAGAUUACGUAUUGUAUCGAUCCUUGAAAUAUACUCAAUAAAGCAUGUGCAUAGCAAUUACUUUA
Zerene cesonia (dogface butterfly) is the source of this 2376-nucleotide messenger RNA. Its product is annotated as mucolipin-3-like. The record is from RefSeq and is a predicted model, not a curated record. Gene Ontology annotation, molecular function: NAADP-sensitive calcium-release channel activity. Lineage: Eukaryota; Metazoa; Arthropoda; Insecta; Lepidoptera; Pieridae. The transcript has 2 exons. The coding region runs from base 246 to 2051 and encodes 601 amino acids. Gene Ontology annotation, cellular component: plasma membrane; lysosomal membrane.